Saccostrea cuccullata (small rock oyster) is the source of this 487-nucleotide messenger RNA. RefSeq names its product fibroleukin-like. The transcript is spliced from 5 exons. The coding region runs from base 80 to 487 and encodes 135 amino acids. The record is from RefSeq and is a predicted model, not a curated record. NCBI's taxonomy places the organism in Eukaryota, Metazoa, Mollusca, Bivalvia, Ostreida, Ostreidae.
CAAUGGUUAUGAUAAAUCGGACGUGUACGAUAUUUAUCCAUACGGGAUAAAGUCCAUUCCGGUCAAAGUUCAUUGUAACAUGGAUAUAAUGGGCGGUGGGUGGACGGUAAUCCAAAAACGAAUCGAUGGAUCCGUCAGCUUUGACAGGAACUGGAAAGACUACAAAAAUGGUUUUGGUGAACCGGAACAGGAAGUCUGGAUUGGAAAUGACUUAAUCCAUCACUUAACAAAAGAAAACAACUCGUCUCUUUAUGUAUCCAUCACUCUCCGGAAUGGUACAACACUGUAUGAAAUGUACGAUAGAUUCUCUGUCUCCGCCGAAACAGGAAAAUAUCAACUCUUUCUUGCAGGGCCUGCCACGGGGACACUAGGUAACAGUAUGACAAGCAGCCAUUACCUGUCUGGGAUGUCAUUCUCCACCCCAGACAGAGAUAAUGACAGAUGGAGAAACAGUAUGUUAAUGAGGUCAUAUUCGUUGUUUUUCUGA